AUGGAGAAAAGGCUUUCAUUAGACCUGACCGAGCCCCAUUUUCUCUCCGCAGCCAUUUUCUGCCAGCCCAACAGCCACUACGAGACCUGCGCCAACGCCUGCCCCGCCACCUGCCUGCUGCCAACGGCUCCGGCCAGCUGCAGCCUGCCCUGUGCGGAAGCCUGUGUCUGUGACAGCGGCUUCCUCCUCUACAGCGGCACCUGUGUGCCCAGCCACCAGUGCGGGUGCUGGCACCAGGGCAAGCACUACCCUGUGGGCUCCGACUUCUGGACCGACGACACCUGCUCUUCCAAAUGCACGUGCCGCACUCCAGGCGGCCAGCUGAAGUGCUCCGACGCUUCCUGCCCGAACGAUCAGUACUGCGGGGUCCAGAACGGGGUCCCAGACUGCUACACUCACACCUACGGGCUCUGCCGCGUCCAUAACGACCCCCACUACAACACCUUUGACAAAGAGACGCACCACUUCAUGGGCAGCUGCACCUACACUCUGGCCAGGCUGUGUGGCAACGGCACGGGGCUGCCCUCCUUCAACAUCGAGGCCAAAAACGAGCACCGCGGGAACCCGUCCGUGUCCUACGUCCAACGGGUGCUGGUGGAGGUUUACGGGCAGCGGAUUGAGAUUCUGAAAAACCACCCGAGCCAGGUGCUGGUGAACAAAGUGUGGAGAACCCUGCCCGUGCGGGAGCGGAACGGCUCUGUGACCGUGGGCAGGAGCGGCCGAUACGUGACCCUGGAGACGGAUUUCCGGCUGACGGUCUCCUACGACACCGACGCCUCGGUGGAGAUCAGGGUGCCCACCGCCUAUUUCAACAGGACCUGUGGCAUGUGCGGCAACUUCAACGGCCUCCGUCAGGAUGACAGCAUGAUGCCCAACGGAGAGCAGGCCAAGAGCACCACUCAGCUGGGAAACAGCUGGCAAGUUCCAGGCGCGGAGUACGACCCCCCCUUUUGCGGUGUUCCCGUGCCGCCCCCGACCCCGACCCCGCCCUGCCUCCCACAGCAGGAGGCUCUUUACAGGACAGAUGCCUUCUGCGGGCUACUGACGAGCAGCCAGGGGCCUUUCGCCGUCUGCCUGUCCGUGAUCAACCCCGAGAGCUUCUUCGAGAGCUGCGUCUUUGACCUGUGCGCCCUGCAGGGGAGCCAGCCGGCCUUGUGCAAAGCACUGGAGGCCUACGCUGACGCUUGCCAGAGAGCUGGCGUGGACCUGCCCAGCUGGAGGAAUGCCACCUUCUGCGGUGAGUAG
This is a messenger RNA of Elgaria multicarinata webbii, 1245 nucleotides long. Its product is annotated as IgGFc-binding protein-like. The record is from RefSeq and is a predicted model, not a curated record. Bases 1 to 1245 code for a protein of 414 amino acids. The transcript has 2 exons. Lineage: Eukaryota; Metazoa; Chordata; Lepidosauria; Squamata; Anguidae.